UCAGCUAGUUCGGCCGCAGAUUAUCAACAUGGCCAGCCAUGUCGACAUCUCUAUCAGCAGCCUAAAUCAAUCACCGACCUUGGCCACUCCAGAAACUGACAGAGAUAAAAUUCACGAAAAGCGGAGUUAUGUCUCCAUCUCGGAGGAUAGAGCUGUAAGGGUGACUUACGAGAGAGAAAGGCUGCUGGAUGACAAAGGAAAUUUGAGUUUGGAUACAUCAGCAGGGAGUCAGACUAUGAAGGAAGGAAUCAAAGACAACUUGGUUGACUUGAGAACCAUUGUGAAGUACAAAAAUGGAGAAACGAAAACACUACACGAGAUUACCUCACAGUGUCUCUUGAAGACAUCAGAAGACACCAAGAAUCAAGGCUUCGAAGUUUUAAGUCUCGCUCGAUGUUUGUGUUUAUCAACACGUUUCGUUAUUGGUAGUUAG
This is a messenger RNA of Pocillopora verrucosa, 433 nucleotides long. Lineage: Eukaryota; Metazoa; Cnidaria; Anthozoa; Scleractinia; Pocilloporidae. The record is from RefSeq and is a predicted model, not a curated record.